Pyricularia oryzae 70-15 is the source of this 1731-nucleotide messenger RNA. RefSeq lists its product as uncharacterized. The record is from RefSeq and is a predicted model, not a curated record. Lineage: Eukaryota; Fungi; Ascomycota; Sordariomycetes; Magnaporthales; Pyriculariaceae. The transcript has a single exon. The coding region runs from base 311 to 661 and encodes 116 amino acids.
AGGACAGGACAGGACAGGACAGGACAGGACAGGACAGGACAGGACAGGACAGGACAGGACAGGACAGGACAGGACAGGAAAGGAUAGACCAUAAUGGGAACCGAGAUGCAGAGUCCUUAUGGGCUGAUUGAUGUCGUGGCACGACUCUUCACGUCAUGAAAGCCCAGACAAGCUUGGAGAGCAUGUUCUUGGCUAUUCCCGCCUGAUCCUGGGCGCUGGCCUGAUGAGGAGCUGUCGACGUGAAGAGCACUAGGGCAAUCUUGGGAGCAUGCCUUGAUACCCGCCUACUCCUCGGGUGCUGUUGAUCGUGAUGGAUAUUGGCAACUGGUCAAGAUUGUGGAACCUCGGCUUGGAGCGGAGUGACUAUCGCCUGGUUGCAGGAGAUGGUCAAAGUCUGGUUGAAGAAGUUGAAACCUUGAGAGACAAAGUGUCUCGGGUCCCAAUUAGGCACAGCCUUGCGAGGAAGGCAAAGCAUAUAUCAUCAGGGGCUUCCCACUUUGACAGGUAUGCGUGUUUGGACCUGGAGAAGUUGUCGGGUCAGACACCGGCAAAAGCUAUGGGGAGGAGCAGAGCACAUUACGAGGAAGCGAAAGCGGCGCGGACGGAUAGUGCCGGACAAGGCGAGAGGGAAAGAUGGAAGCUUUGGCCUAAAUCGCUUUGAUUAGACAAUGAUGCUCUUUCUUGAUACAUCAAUGGUUCGAUCAGGUGCUUUGGCUGGUUGUAGCUUUUAGUCAUUUUGAUGAUGGGGAACAAAUAAACAAAAAACAAUGGUCUAUUUGACUCGAGACUUGUAAAGCCACAAACCAGACAUUUAAAACUUUGGCCAUGCAUGUGCGAACGCGACAUGCUUUUUUUUACAGACACCUUUGGCAGCAAAUUAUGCACAAGAAACCAAAGAAGCGCGGGUAAACGAGAGCGGGUGUUUUGCAGGUCGACCCUUUUGUCUGUCCACAAUCCCACACCAUAGGAAAAAAAAAAAAAAAACACCCGAUCGCAUCUCGAUUGGGAUGGACCAUAAGUUACCGUGGUAGUAUCGGAUUAAUUGGCAAGAUGGGAUCCCGGCAAAAAGUGAGAAAAAGGGUCGAGAUCAGACCGAGCCCCAAAGUUUAGAGUUUUUGCCAGUGCCAUUCAGUCCCCGGAACAGAACAGACAAAUGCCUCUUCCUCUCUCUCUCUCUCUCUCCACACUGGAACGGGAUAGCGCUAAAAAAAUGCGACUGUCGUUGAAAAUAGCCCGAUACGCGUCAUGGUUUCUUUUCCCAAAAGAGGAGGGGAAAAAAGGUGGUCGUUGCUGGUCUUGGUCUAGAAUUGACUAGUACGAACCUUGAGGGCAGCAGUGGUUCCGGUGUUGGUCGAACCAGUUCGCCAGCUGCUACUCUCCUGACUGGGGUUUUUGUUUGUGCAUUUGUAACCUCAGAUUAACUACCCGUUGAUGAACGCUGGGGGGUUCAUGCACCAUCUCUGUCUGAUUUUGAGUAGAUGACAGACAGCCAGCCACGCCAAAGACAGCAAACGACAGAGCAGGCGGACAGAUGGCUACAUACUGCUUGGUUGGUAAGUACCGCAAGUCAGUCAAACUAUAUCUCGAGGCCAAUGCGUGGACGUGCACCGAGGGCAAGGAAAGCACCACGUGUCGUACAAGCAGACCAGACAGAACAAACAGAACAGUACAGAACAGUACAGUAGAGUAAAGGACAGACCAAACCAGACCAGACCAGACCAGACCAGACCA